Messenger RNA from Pipistrellus nathusii (Nathusius's pipistrelle), 318 nucleotides. NCBI's taxonomy places the organism in Eukaryota, Metazoa, Chordata, Mammalia, Chiroptera, Vespertilionidae. The record is from the annotation of a GenBank genome assembly.
AUGGCAUGCCCCCGAAAACUGGCCUCCAAGAUCUUCUGUUCAUGCUGCCGAGACAUCGACGAGAUCUCUUCCACAGACUCCUCAAUCUCCUAUCAAAUGCAAGAUCAGCAAUCUGGUUUGCAGAACCGUACUAGUAAGUACACUAGUAAAGCCUCCAGCUUGCCUUUGAGACAAACCAUGAGUCAGUCAGAAAAGGACUCCUGGACUAGCAGCAGUGAAUUUAAUGAUGUUCCCCAAAGAGGUUUUCAAAAGAGAAACAUAGGCCACUACGCGCAGACUCAGUUCCCAUUCCAGUCGUGCCUCAUUGGGAGACGCUGA